AUGAAUGCAACUCAAGGUAGUAAGGGGGUAGAAUUAGGAUUUACGAAAAGAUAUUUAAAGGGUCGCUCUGUUUAUCACUUCUACAUUCUUCGCAAACUUCAGCAAAACCCCAUCAUCCCACCUAUCUAUUCAGAAAAUAACAUCAAAAUGAGAUUCUCCGCAUUCGCUAUUGUGGCCAUGAUCAUGGCAGUACCUGGAUUUUGCGCACCUGCAAAGGAGCUCUCUCCGGCCCAAAUUAAAGCCAGAUACAACGUUCCAUCGGCUUCCCUCACUUGCAACACUGGUCUUAUAAACAACAACGAUGGGGCAUCUCUCUAUACCUUUAUGUGUAUCCAUGUUUAUGGCUGCCAGCACUCAAUUGCUCCACAGACGAUAGACAACGAAUUCAUUGGAUCAUGCCUCAACUGCCCUGGUCCUUUCGCAGAGGCUGGCGGUUCCUAUGCUGGUUGUCUUAUUGUCGCCGACCCAUGA
This is a messenger RNA of Exserohilum turcica Et28A, 471 nucleotides long. RefSeq lists its product as uncharacterized. The transcript is spliced from 3 exons. Lineage: Eukaryota; Fungi; Ascomycota; Dothideomycetes; Pleosporales; Pleosporaceae. Bases 1 to 471 code for a protein of 156 amino acids. The record is from RefSeq and is a predicted model, not a curated record.